Molecule: messenger RNA, 555 nt
Organism: Striga asiatica
Lineage: Eukaryota; Viridiplantae; Streptophyta; Magnoliopsida; Lamiales; Orobanchaceae
Source: the annotation of a GenBank genome assembly
AUGGAGGAAAAUACAAGAGAAGGAACACUCAUGACACACCCAACAUUUUUCCCCGUGAUGUUUGAACAAAGAUUCUUUCCUGAUGAUGGAGAACAGAGGGAGACGGAGAGAGAAUGCGUCUCGGUUCCAUGUACUGGAAUGAGGGACGAUAGAGUCACGGAGCUGUUAACGGUGCUGAUGCUGUCUGAAGUUAAAGAUUUAGAUCGGACGUUUAUGAACCACAUCAAACAAAGACUUGGAUCCGGAUCGGGCAUGGAGUUGCUGCUUCCGCACGGCGAUCUUCUCAGGCCGGUGAAGGCUGACGAGGAAGGCGAAAAAGGCAACCAAGACAGAGGGAAGAGGGGAUUGAAAUGGCGCAAGCUGCAAACUAAGCCCCGACCACCACGAGGGCGGAGAUCUGAGCCCGCCGUCAGGCCCGGCCUUCACUUUGUCCGAAAUCUCACAGACCGCCAUGGCGACAUAGAUUUUGGGAGAAGCGCCAUCAACGACCGACAUGGAUCCUCAGGCCUGAUAGAAUUGAUGUCGCGGAAGCAUCGAGAAUCGAGCAUCAUGUAA